Fundulus heteroclitus (mummichog) is the source of this 839-nucleotide messenger RNA. It is a transcript of the gene ifnphi3, whose product is annotated as interferon phi 3. The record is from RefSeq and is a predicted model, not a curated record. NCBI's taxonomy places the organism in Eukaryota, Metazoa, Chordata, Actinopteri, Cyprinodontiformes, Fundulidae. Gene Ontology annotation, molecular function: cytokine receptor binding. The transcript is spliced from 6 exons. Gene Ontology annotation, biological process: defense response. Gene Ontology annotation, cellular component: extracellular region. Bases 182 to 745 code for a protein of 187 amino acids.
AAGAAGAACCAGAUCUUUCAGGACCAGGACCUUCAGAGAACUUUGAGUCUUCAGAACCAGCAGGAAGGACUGACCUGUCAGAACCAGCGGGACCAGAUUGUGGAACGUUACCUGAACUCACCCGAGUCUACCAACUCGCACAGAACACUCCUCAGAAAAGACCGGAACCAGAACCAGAACCAUGUCGCCCUCCUCGGUCCUCUUCUUCCUCCUGCAGCUCUGCUGCCUUCAGAUGAUGCUGGUCUCCAUGCCAACCUGUAAGCUGCCGGGGAAGGUGGUCAAGAAAACCCACGACCUGCUCCAUGACCUGGGGGGGCAGUUUCCAGCCCACUGUCUGGAAGACAACAGUAGCAUCCACUUUCCAGACUCUGUCCUUUCUGCGCCCUCAACCAGACACAAUCAGUGCCGCUGGAUGUCGCUGGUGGUGUACGAGUGUCUGCAAAGGGCGGGGCUUAUUUUUGCUGAUUACGAGCUACCUGAGGGGGAGGAUGGAGUAUCAUGGUCCAUGCUGAAGCUAGACCACUACCUGAACGUGCAGGAUCGGCUGGUGGAGGACCAUCGUUGUCUGAACACCACUGAGGCCUCUGGGGCUUUGUCGCCAUACUUCUCCAACGUCACCGCUGUUGUUGAUCAACAGGUCGGUUCCGCUUGCGGCUGGGAGAUUCUGAGGAGUGAUCUGCUCCGCGUCCUGAGGAUCGCACUGGUCAAUAACCGGGGAUGCUUCAACUGGACCAGAGCCCACUAAAAGACCACUGACCAUGCUCUCCAGCACGCCAAGUGUCCUCAAGGAUUCCUGUUUACAUCUUUUUUUUUUUUCCAAUUAUGUCUAUUUCAUAUUA